Molecule: messenger RNA, 1058 nt
Organism: Paramecium sonneborni
Lineage: Eukaryota; Ciliophora; Oligohymenophorea; Peniculida; Parameciidae
Source: the annotation of a GenBank genome assembly
UAGAAAUUAAUGAUUUCAGAUGCUAUAUAUCUUGACGAGAAAAUUACGCAUAGUCUCCUUGUAGUUCACUUGUAUAUUUUAAGACUUCCUUAAAAACUAUCUGACUAUUAAGAAUUAAAUGAAAUAAUUAGAAAAAAAGAAAUCAAAGUAAUUUUUAAUGUUGGAACAUCAGCUCUACAAAAAAUUUAGGUAGAAAAACUUUAAAAUUUAUCGGAAGAAAAUAAAAUUGAAGAAACUGUCAAUAAAAUUCACGUAUAAAUCUUUGAAUAAUUUUAGUAAGAACUCAUUAUCAAUAAAUCCAAUAUUGGAUUAAUAUGUUCAGAAUCAUGUCAAAAAAGUUUACAAAUUUACUUUCACUAUAUGGUUAUGAUAGAAUAAACAGAGUUUGAAAAAAUUCAAUUAUAAGUAUCAUGUUUAUUUAUUUAAGCUAUUUAAACAUGUUUUUUCUCAAAAAGAAUUAAAAUCAAUGUAUGAUGAAAUUAAAAGAAAUUAAAAUCUUUUAAGUUUUAAUCUAUUUAAUACUAAUUCAUAAAUAGAUUAUAAAUUAUCUAACAUUUCAAGUGCUAUAAUAAAUAUAGAAUAACGUAAGUCUAAUGUAAUUAAUCCUUCAAUUACAUCAGCAAAUCAACAUCGUAUUUUUAAUGGACAUUAAGUACCCACUUUUACCAAUGAAAGUCGUAUGCGAAUAUUAGGAAAGGAAGAUUAAAUUGAAUCUAAAAUUGAAGAACUUGGUUUUAUUCUUCCUCCUUUUUAAUCCUUAUAAGAUUCCCAAGUUAUUAAUGAAUAAAUUAAUAACAUAUAGACAAAUCCUUAAAUAAUUUAAUAAACAAAUCCUUAAACAAUUCAAUAAUUGAAUCCUUAAAUACAUCUUGAAACAAUUCCACAAAAAAAUCCUUAAAUAAUAAUUUCAUAACAAAAUCCAUAAAAUCUAGAUUACAAAAAUACACCAACUGCAAGAGAGUAGCAUUCGCUUAAAUUUGAAAAUGAAUACAAACUACCUCAAAGUAUUACAUUUAUUCAUUUUAUUCCAUCAGAAGGAUUUAAAUGCUUAGAGUGAU